This is a messenger RNA of Abrus precatorius (Indian licorice), 1294 nucleotides long. Its product is annotated as DDRGK domain-containing protein 1. NCBI's taxonomy places the organism in Eukaryota, Viridiplantae, Streptophyta, Magnoliopsida, Fabales, Fabaceae. Bases 120 to 1019 code for a protein of 299 amino acids. The transcript has 8 exons. The record is from RefSeq and is a predicted model, not a curated record.
GAUGUCAUUCAUCAAAAGAGAAGGAAAAGGAACGACGUCGUUUCUCAGAGUCUGAAGAAUCAAUUGAAAAACCAUAGAAAGAAGAAAGAAAAUCUCGAGAGCAGGCAUCCUUAGCAGCAAUGGAGGAACUAUUCGUAGCUAUACUAUCGAUGCUUCUGGUGGGAGCGUUGAUCCCUCUCUAUCUAUGGAAACGCCGUCAGGGUUCUCGAUCGCCCCCUCCCCGCGACGAACCACUCCAGGCUCCGCGGAGAGAAACCGUCGUUCGCGCCACCGCCACUCGUCGCAUGCGUCGGCGACCAGCUGCGUCUGGAGCUAGUACUUCGUCCGAUCCACCUGCAACGCAAGAAGAAUCUGCUGAUGAAAGUGACGGUGAAGCUGCUGGAGGAGGAGGGUAUUAUGAGGCUAAAGCAUCAAAGAAAAAGGAAAUUAAAAGGCAAGAGAGGGAAGCACGACGUCAGGCUGAUGAAGCUGCACGAGAGUCAAGACAGGCAAAACAAGAUCGUUAUUCAGAAAUGAGGAGGUUGAAGGAUGAGGAGCGCGAGGCACAGGAGCGUAUGUUGGAAGAGGAGGCCAGAGCUCAGAAGGCUAAGGAGGAGGAGGCUGCUGCAUUAGAGUUUGAGAAGUGGAAAGGUGAAUUUUCUGUUGAUGAUGAAGGUACCCUUGAAGAAGUGCAGGAUAGUACAGAAGACUUGCUAGUCAAUUUUGUUGAAUAUAUAAAGAAACACAAAUGUGUUCCCUUAGAAGAUCUUGCUGCAGAAUUUAAAUUGCGAACACAGGAAUGUAUCAAUCGCAUUACAUCUUUGGAAAGUAUGGGUCGGCUUUCAGGUGUUAUGGACGAUAGAGGAAAAUUUAUUUACAUCUCACAAGAAGAGAUGAAAGCUGUCGCUGAUUAUAUUAAGCGGCAAGGGAGGGUUAGCAUUUCCCACUUAGCUAGUAAAUCAAACCAGUUCAUAGAUUUAGAGCCGAAAGCUCAUUACACCGAGGACAUAAGUAAUGUGGAGGAGAUAACUGUCAACUAGCAUUGUUUUGACUUAUGAGUGAGAGGAAAAUCAUGUUAUGUACACCGAAAAACGACUGCAAUGAUUUGGUUUGCUUAGGGUUUGGUACAUUACUUUGAGCAGAUUUAGUAUAUAACUGCAAUUGCUGAUUUUUCCUUCCGAAUUUAUAUCGUAUAGAAAGAUAACGUAUACUAAGGCGGAUCUACCUACUGGUCUGAAGAUUUUACUUCCCAAAACGCUAUUUUUAGAAAGUGUAUUGCAUUUUGUUGGCCUUCGUAAAUAAGUUAACAUUUCAU